CUCUUUCUUGUCCUUUGUGUUUUAAUUUUUUAAUAAUAUAUUUUUAUUCUCCAAAAUAAUAAAAUUUUUCAAUAGUAAAACGGAGCCAAAUUAAUAUCUUUCAAUAUUCGUUUUUGUUUAGAUCCAAUAAAGUUUCGGUUUUCCUCAGCUGAUCCAGAUCUUAGCUGUUGAGAAUGGCGGCACCAACAGCUGGGGGCACGCAAUGGUACAAAGCGAAAGUCAAAGCAGUUCCAUCGGGAGAUUGCUUGGUGGUAACGGCCAACUCCGACAGGCCUGGACCUCUGCCUGAGAAAACCAUUACCUUGUCAUCUCUCAUUGCUCCUAGACUGGCCCGUAGAGGAGGUGUUGAUGAGCCAUUUGCCUGGGAAAGCAGAGAAUAUUUGAGGAAGCUCUGCAUAGGAAAGGAAAUUACUUUCAGAAUCGACUAUGCUGUACCAAGCAUAGGCCGAGAAUUUGGCUCUGUUUACCUUGGCAACCAAAAUGUUGCAAUGUUGGCUGUCUCUGAAGGCUGGGCAAAGGUUAGGGAGCAAGGGCAGCAAAAAGGGGAAGCAAGUCCUUUUCUUGCUGAAUUGCUACGUCUUGAAGAACAAGCCAAACAACAAGGUCUGGGUCGAUGGAGCAAGGUAUCGGGUGCUGCUGAGGCUUCUAUCCGGAAUUUACCUCCAUCUGCCAUUGGUGACCCUAGUAACUUGGAUGCCAUGGGUCUUCUAGCUGCAAAUAAGGGUAGCUCAAUGGAAGGUAUUGUUGAGCAGGUUCGUGAUGGUAGUACUGUUCGAAUCUAUUUACUUCCGGAUUUUCAGUUUGUGCAAGUGUUUGUUGCUGGUAUCCAGGCCCCUUCAAUGGGUAGAAGGGCUGCUGCAGAGACUGCUGUUGAAACGGAUUUGACCUCUGGUGAACAAAAUGGAGAUGUUUCGGCUGAGCCACGGGCUCCCUUAACAUCUGCACAGAGGCUUACUGCCUCAUCAACAGCUUCUGCUGAAGUUUCCCCCGAUCCAUUUGGACGAGAAGCUAAAUAUUUUACAGAAAUUCGCUGCUUGAACAGAGAUGUACGCAUUGUCCUUGAAGGUGUUGACAAAUUUAGCAAUUUGAUUGGUUCAGUUUAUUAUCCUGAAGGUGAAACGGCAAAAGACCUUGCUUUGGAGCUUGUGGAAAAUGGUCUAGCAAAAUAUGUUGAAUGGAGUGCCAAUAUGAUGGAAGAUGAUGCCAAGCGGCGGUUGAAGGCUGCAGAGCUUCAAGCCAAGAAGACUCGGUUAAGGAUCUGGACAAACUAUGUACCUCCAGCUACAAACUCAAAGGCAAUUCGUGAUCAAAACUUCACAGGAAAGGUUGUGGAGGUUGUUAGCGGGGACUGCAUUGUUGUGGCUGAUGAUUCUGUCCCAUAUGGCAUUGCUCUUGCAGAGCGCCGAGUCAAUCUUUCAAGCAUUAGAUGUCCAAAAAUGGGAAAUCCUCGUAGAGAUGAAAAGCCAGCUGCUUAUGCCCGGGAAGCAAGGGAGUUUUUAAGAACACGCCUUGUUGGAAAGCAGGUGAAUGUACAAAUGGAAUAUUCCCGGAAGGUCACCAUGGCAGAUGGAGCUAUGGUACCUGCAGAUUCAAGGGUAAUGGAUUUUGGCUCUGUCUUCCUCAUGUCCCCUGUUAAGGGUGAUGGUGACGAUGCUUCUGCAGCAGCCCCAUCCGUAGCUGGUAGCCAGCAGCCUGGCUUGAAUGUCGCCGAGUUGGUGGUUGGACGUGGCUUUGGCACGGUGAUAAGACAUAGGGAUUUUGAGGAAAGGUCAAACUAUUAUGAUGCCCUUUUGGCUGCUGAAUCUCGUGCAAUUUCUGGGAAGAAAGGAAUUCAUUCUGCUAAGGAUCCUCCAGUCAUGCACAUAACAGACCUUACAACAGCAUCAGCCAAGAGAGCUAGAGAGUUCAUGCCAUUUCUGCAUCGGGGCAAGAGGGUUCCAGCUGUUGUGGAAUAUGUCCUAAGUGGUCAUCGUUUUAAGUUGUUGAUCCCUAAAGAGACUUGUAGCAUUGCCUUUUCAUUUUCUGGUGUUAGAUGUCCUGGUCGUGAUGAGCCCUAUUCAGAUGAGGCCAUAGCACUGAUGAGACGAAAGAUCAUGCAAAGAGAUGUGGAGAUUGAAGUGGAAACUGUCGAUAGAACUGGAACAUUUUUGGGGUCUUUGUGGGAGUCAAGAACCAAUAUGGCUGUAACACUCCUUGAGGUUGGCCUGGCAAAGCUACAAACUUCAUUUGGUGCUGACAGGAUUUCUGAUGCUCAUCUUCUUGAACAGGCAGAGCAGUCUGCCAAGAGGCAGAAAUUGAAAAUUUGGGAGAACUAUGUUGAAGGAGAGGAAGUUUCCGAUGGAUCAGCCACUGUUGAUAACAAACAAAAAGAAAUGCUACAGGUUGUUGUUACAGAAGUAUUGGGUGGUGGAAAAUUUUACGUCCAGACGGUUGGAGAUCAAAGAGUAUCAUCUAUUCAGAAACAGCUUGCAUCUUUAAAUAUUCAAGAAGCUCCUGUGAUUGGUGCUUUUAAUCCAAAGAAGGGCGACAUUGUCCUUGCUCAGUUUAGUAUGGAUAAUUCCUGGAACCGGGCACUGAUUGUCAACACACCUCGAGGAGGAGUUGAAUCUCCGAAUGACAAGUUUGAAGUGUUUUAUCUUGAUUACGGGAAUCAAGAGGAGGUUCCAUACAGUCAAUUAAGGCCUCUUGAUCCUUCAGUAUCAGUCACUCCUGGACUAGCUCAGUUAUGCAGUCUUGCAUUUCUUAAAGUUCCAACCCUUGAUGAUGAAUUCGGUACUGAGGCUGCCCAGUUUUUAAGCGAGCAGACAUUAGGGAGCUCUCUGCAGUUUACGGCUGUCAUAGAGGAAAGGGAUACCUCUGGCGGAAAAGUCAAGGGACAGGGAACUGGCAAUAUUCUCAUCGCAACUCUCCUUGCUGAGAAAUCGGACCUUAGCAUUAAUGCUACAAUGCUGCAGGAGGGACUUGCUAGGUUGGAGAAAAGGAAGAGAUGGGAAUCCAAGGAGAGAAAGACUGCGCUUGAUAUCUUAGAGAGCUUUCAGAAGGAGGCGAAAACUACUAGGCGUGGAAUUUGGCAGUACGGAGACGUGGAGUCGGAUGAUGAGGAUACACUUCCUCCAGUUGCAGGUAAGAAAACUGGUGGCCGGCGAUAGAAUGUAAUAAUAUUAAUCACUUUGGGUACCCCUAAAGUCACUUGGGGUUACACCAAAUGAGUAUAGGUGUCGGAUCAUUCUCAUUUCAAGAGUUCAGAACCUAAACUUUGCUUAAAUUUUGGCUUUUUUUUUUUGUUCUUCGUAGUGAGGGAACAAUUUUUUUAGACAUGUUUAAAUAAGGUGGACUAUAGCAGAAAUGCUGCCAACAUCAGAAACAUUUUUCCCGUUGGAUAGAAAUUUUCAAUUA
Messenger RNA from Durio zibethinus, 3396 nucleotides. RefSeq names its product TUDOR-SN protein 1 (gene TUDOR1). Gene Ontology annotation, biological process: mRNA catabolic process; regulatory ncRNA-mediated gene silencing. The record is from RefSeq and is a predicted model, not a curated record. Gene Ontology annotation, cellular component: nucleus; cytosol; RNAi effector complex. NCBI's taxonomy places the organism in Eukaryota, Viridiplantae, Streptophyta, Magnoliopsida, Malvales, Malvaceae. Gene Ontology annotation, molecular function: nuclease activity; RNA binding.